GUUGGUAGGUUGUGAGUGGAGUGAAAGUUGCCGAGUUGUUACGAGUCAUAAACUGUUAUUUGUGAAUAGAUUCAUCUAUCAAUAAAUUUAUCAUAUAGGAUAGAAAUAAUUGGAAUCCUAAUUUCUAAUAUUUCUGAAUAAAUAAUCCUAUAAUAAUAAUAGGUUUAUUUCGUAAAAACUACUGGAGAUAUCGUUUAACGUUGCACAGAACAGUGGAAUCAAAAGAGGAUCAUUCCUCGGCAUGACUUCGACAUCGUUACACGUUGAUUAGUGCGGGAGAGUAACCGGAACAUUUUUAUUUUGUUUUCUGUAACUUUUGCAUCCUAUCAUGGAUUCCUUCGAAGAGGACCUUGCAUAUUUCUUACCUUUUGAUGAAGCUGAAUCAGACGAAACUCGAUUAAAAAAGUGCAUCGAUCAACUGUUCCAAAAACCUUUAAUAGUUAAUGAUACAAGAUCCGCAAAUAAUGCUGUACUGUAUAAUGUUAUGGCAAGCGCAGCCAUAUUGCGCGAGGAUUAUAAAGAGGCUAUUAACUUCUGUACGAGAGGAUUGCAAGAGAUCGUCCCAUACUGCGAAAUGUCUGUAUAUUUAUACUCAAUUCGUGCUAAGGCCUUGGAAUGCCUUGAAAUGUACGAAGAGAGUUUAAUAGACAUCGAUAGGGCGAUCGAAAUUUCUCCCAAUACCGAAUUAACCAAGCGUUUCAAAGAUACAAAGAUGGAUUUAGAAAAAAAAGCUUCUCGUUCGCAUACGAAACAAAAUAACAGAAACCACUUUGAGGAUAUACCAUCGCUAUCGCACGACGAAAACAAAGAUAUUCCUGGUAUGAGCGAUGCUGUUCGCUUGGUUCAUAAUAAAAAAUAUGGUGUAAAUUUUGAAGCGACGAAACCCAUCGGCACUGGAGACGUCAUUCUAAUCGAGAAACCCCAAGUAACGUCUGUUCUUCCACCAGACGUUGCUAUUGCGAAUGUGUGUCACUAUUGCCUAAAACGGUACAGCGCAUUACUUCCAUGUGAACGGUGUAAUAGCGCGCUAUAUUGUUCGAAAGAAUGUCGUGCAAAAGCAUAUGAAGAACACCAUCGAAUUCAGUGCAGCUCUAGAAACUUUCCUCCUGAUAUUCAAUUUGUAAUAAACUUGUUUAUGAAGAUUACAGAAAACGGUGAAAAACUCACAGAAGCCGUUAAAUAUUGCGAGGAGCUCGAUACUGGGAGUGCAGGUUCGAUGAAAGAAUUUUAUACGAAACGUGAUAAUUUGGAAAACAAUUUGAAAUCCGUCCUCAAUUUGAGUAUAUCGAUGAAGAAGAAUGACGAGAGAAAUGCAAAAUAUAUAUUUAAAUCAGCCCAUAUCGCUUCAUUCCUACGAAACCAGACCAAUUGUUUGCGGGAAUACAACGAUAUCUUAAGUAUCGCUAAGUUACUAUUCCGAUUAUUCUACAUCUUCUACACACACGUCUUUAUGGAGGAUAUAUCGGUUAACACAGAUAGUGUAAGUGGAGUAUGCAAUCUGUAUUCCUUGCUUAGCUUGGUUCGUCAUUCUUGUUGUGCGAAUACAGUUUAUUCGAUACAUAAAAAUGGCGUGAUAGCUGUACGCGCAGCUAAAGACAUAGAACCAGGUGAACAGAUAACUUUUAAUUUUCUACGUACAAGUAAGUGCAAAACUUUCGUAAUCGAAUUUAUAAAACGACAAGUCAUCCUAGGAGCAGAGAAACGUAUCUCAUGUAAGUGCGUGGCUUGUGAAAGGAAUUAUGAUUUUAAACCUGAGCUUGGUAGGAAAUUUAAAGUACCGAAAGAAUUAGAACGACGCCUACGUAAAAAGCCAUUCGAUAUCGACAGCUUGUGGGAAUUACUCAAAGUAAUUAACAACGAGAGAAGCCAACCGUGUUUAGAAGCAGAACUCUUGAAAGCUGCCCUUUCAGAUAUCUAUUUGGGAAAGCGGGACACUCUACUGAACGUCCUGUACCGAUUAAUUGGAAUUUCGUAAAUGAGUCUUGAUCCUGAUUAUGAUACGAGGAUUCGAGCGGAAUGCAUAACAUCCUUAAUCUUCCGUCUUUCUAAUGUUCUCUUAAUGUUAUAAUAUUAAUUUUUUACUUUGUAUUUUUAGUGGCACACAAAAAUGUUCAUUUAUAAUCUUUUAUGCGAUAUGUAUCUUUGGUUGUUUAUUAUCUCUAUAUUUAUCCGUAUUAUUUCCGUACAGUAUUUUAUAAUUAUAUUAUAUUUUAUUAUAAUUAGAUACGUUACAAUAUUUCUUAUCCGUACAAUUAGUUUUAACAAACAACGUUAAUAUAUGUAUGUAAUGUUAACUAGAUAUUAACUUGUAACAUUAUUUUUAAUAUAGUCUAAUAAAAAAUAUUAAUAUUGAUAA
Molecule: messenger RNA, 2356 nt
Organism: Bombus terrestris (buff-tailed bumblebee)
Lineage: Eukaryota; Metazoa; Arthropoda; Insecta; Hymenoptera; Apidae
Product: N-lysine methyltransferase SMYD2
Exons: 7
Coding region: 329-1975 (548 amino acids)
Molecular function (GO): protein binding
Source: RefSeq, a predicted model, not a curated record